This is a messenger RNA of Chiloscyllium plagiosum (whitespotted bambooshark), 1422 nucleotides long. The record is from RefSeq and is a predicted model, not a curated record. Lineage: Eukaryota; Metazoa; Chordata; Chondrichthyes; Orectolobiformes; Hemiscylliidae.
AAUGCUGGGAUUGUCUCUCCCCCCUCUCAGCCUGAAGGAGAAUUUCGGAUGCAAGGCUGAACAUUCCCAGAAGGAUGUAGCUGCAUACCAAGUGAUCAGGGAGGAAGUGAGGAAAUUGGGGAGAAUGACGUUUGCAGAGAUUGCUGUCCUGAUCCUCUUCAUCUUGUUAGUCAUCCUGUGGUUCACCAGAGAUCCUGGCUUCAUACCCGGAUGGGCAACUGUGCUCUUUAACAAAGACGGAGACGAGUUCAUCUCCGUGCUGAUGUUUAUCGUUCCAUCUGACAAGCCACGACUCCCAUGUUUUCACAACGGCAACAGUGACGGUGCAGGUAAUGGAUGCAAGUACGGUCCUGCUCCGGCGAUACUGAACUGGAAAACUGUCCAAGACAACCUAGCCUGGAAUGUCGUCAUUCUAUUGGGAGGGGGCUUUGCACUGGCUGAAGGCAGUGAGAAAUCAGGCCUUUCCCAGUGGCUUGGAGACCAGCUGACCCCUCUGGAAGCCAUCCCAUCCUGGGCCAUUGUUAUCAUCCUCUGUCUGCUGAUCGCUACAUUCACGGAAUGUGCCAGCAACGUUGCUACGACAUCACUGUUCCUCCCGAUCCUGGCUGCGAUGGCACAACGAAUCAAACUACACCCCCUCUACGUCAUGCUCCCCUCCACCCUCUGUGCUUCAUUCGCUUUCAUGCUCCCAGUGGCAACUCCUCCAAACUCCAUUGUUUUCUCCUAUGGCUACCUGAAGGUGGCUGACAUGGCAAAGACUGGAAUCGUCGUGAAUUUCAUUGGAGUACUGGUUAUCACACUGGCUGUGAACACUUGGGGUCAGGUUUUGUUUGACCUGGGGACCUUUCCUGAUUGGGCAAAUACUACAGCCCUGCCAUGAACUGAAUGAGGAAAUUCACACAGGCCUCAAAAUGACACCGAACCAUUGGCUGCUGCACAGGAUCUCCCCGGAACUUGUUAAUUGUAUUUUAAUUACUGAAAUAGAGCCUCCCAGGUGCCUCACUGGACUGUAGAUUUUGAUGUGAUGUGAGUAAAUUUGAAGUGUACAUUCAGAGCUUUGUCAGGUAGGAACAGGACCCGCUGCUUGACAGUGUGUCGCUGUGAUAUUCAAGUUAAUUCUCCAAGCUCCCCCCUCUGAUCCAGAAUCUGCUGCAGGAAAAGCAGAGUAUCUGCUGACAGAUGAAGAUCUGGAAUUGAAAUCAGAAAUCAUCUCCAGCCCUGAGGACACUCAGCUGCCUGUGCUGCGAUAAUCCAGCUUUACAUUCCUUUUUAUAUCCAGCCUGUUUCUUUGAGUCUGGCUUGGGAUUUGGGCACGUGUCUGUGUGACUGUGAAUGCUAAUUCAUUGAUUAAGACUGCCAAGGUGGGAUUUGAACCCCUGUCCCCAAGGCUUUACCUGGAUUAAUAAUCCAGGACAUUCCCAA